This is a messenger RNA of Aspergillus chevalieri, 1014 nucleotides long. Its product is annotated as sugar phosphate isomerase/epimerase family protein. The transcript has a single exon. NCBI's taxonomy places the organism in Eukaryota, Fungi, Ascomycota, Eurotiomycetes, Eurotiales, Aspergillaceae. Bases 1 to 1014 code for a protein of 337 amino acids. The record is from RefSeq and is a predicted model, not a curated record.
AUGAUGACACGCUUCUCAAAUAGGUUGGCCAUUAGCACUUCGUCCUUGGGGCUGCAUCCCUCCCACACCUUGGACCAGAAGAUUCAAGCGGCUGCCCAACAUGGCUUCGAGGGUAUCGAAAUCGUCUACGGAGACUUGAAGAUAUACAGCGACCGCAACAACCUGUCUGUGGCCGCCGGUGCCGAGCACAUCCGUCGGGCGUGCGAGAAUCACCGGCUUGCGAUCAUCGCGUUGGUUCCUUUCGAGAACUACGAGGGCAGUAAAUCGCCGCUUCGGGAUCGAUUGACCAUCGCGGGCCACUGGAUCAACAUCGCGCGUAUACUCCGAGCAGCCUACAUCCAGGUACCAUCGCAGUACAAUCGCGAUUGUCUCGGCGAUGAGAUCUUGAUCGUUUCGGAAUUGCAGCAAUUGGCAGACCUCGCCAGCGCCGCAGCACCUGUUAUCUCGAUCGCAUACGAGCCGAUGUCAUGGGGAAUCCACUAUCCGACCUGGGAAUCCUCGCUCCGACUGGCGGAACUCGUGAACCGAGACAAUUUCGGGAUUUGUCUCGAUAGCUUCCAUGUCGCGACCAAGCUGUGGGCAAGCCCCUUUGAGCCUUCGGGACAGUAUCCCAACGGCGCCCGUGAUCUCGCCGAGUCUCUACAUCGGUCAAUCACGCAAAUCCCCAUGGACAAGCUUUUCUACGUGCAACUAUCUGACGGUGAGCGAUUCGAUCCGCCCUUCUCGAAAGCGCAUCCUUGGUAUAUCGAGGGCGAGGCGCCUGAGUUUACCUGGUCCAAACAUGCUCGACCGUUUCCGCUGGAGACCGAACUGGGCGGAUACCUGCCCUUGGGCAAAAUAGUGCAGGCGUGGCUUAUCGACAAAAACUACACUGGCUGGGUGUCUCUGGAGACUUUUGACCGGCGGAUGCGCGAUGAGAAUUUUAGUCCAGAAACAGCGGCAGCCCGAGGCCAGGAUUCGUGGCGUAAACUUCAGGCGUUGCCAUUUGGAUCGGGAAAUAACAGCAAAAUCUAA